This is a messenger RNA of Marasmius oreades (fairy-ring Marasmius), 771 nucleotides long. RefSeq lists its product as uncharacterized. Gene Ontology annotation, molecular function: pyrimidine nucleotide-sugar transmembrane transporter activity. The record is from RefSeq and is a predicted model, not a curated record. NCBI's taxonomy places the organism in Eukaryota, Fungi, Basidiomycota, Agaricomycetes, Agaricales, Marasmiaceae. Gene Ontology annotation, cellular component: Golgi membrane; intracellular membrane-bounded organelle. The transcript is spliced from 9 exons. Gene Ontology annotation, biological process: pyrimidine nucleotide-sugar transmembrane transport. The coding region runs from base 1 to 771 and encodes 256 amino acids.
AUGCCCACCUCUUUCUAUGUGCCCAUUCUGCUGGCGGGCAUGAUUAUCACUGGCUCCAGUAAUUCCCUCUGGAGCAAGUGGCAGGACAUGCAAUGUGUUGAAAACUGUGAUGACACGGAUAUUCAUCGUCGCAUUCUCUACGAGCAACCCGUAUGGCAAACGCUCCAGAUGUUCCUUGGCGAAAUGCUUUGCUUUAUCCCUGUCAUCGUCUCAUGGCUAAACUCCAAACGCAAGGCCGCCAAGGUUCAGCUCCCCACAGAACCUGAUACCGAUUCAGACUCUCAGAAUAAAAUUGGCUCUGUUCCCCUCAGUGGCUGGAAAGUCUUCCUCUUAUGGAUUCCGGCCGCCUGUGAUCUCACUGGUACCACUUUGAUGAAUGUUGGCCUACUAUACACUCCAGUCUCAAUCUAUCAGAUGACCCGUGGCUCCCUCGUUCUCUUCGUGGCCUUUCUUAGUGUUACCUUCCUCCGCCGUCGACUCUGGUUAUACCAGUGGAUAUCACUCCUCGUUGUCAUGGCCGGCGUCGCUCUAGUCGGCUACAGUGGUUCUCUGAUCAAAGAUGCCGUGAAGGAUGCCGUGAAUACCAUGCUACUCUCCCGGUUGGCCGCACCCAAUGCCGACUUGCCUCCGCCAGAACCCAGUGGACAACCUCAAGCGACUGCUGCGGUCAUUGGUGUUUUCUUCGUUCUUUUCGCCCAGGUUUUUACUGCAACUCAGUUCGUCGUCGAGGAGAAGAUCCUGGGUCCUCAUAUUUCUCUACCACGAGGCUGA